AAGAGAGAGAGAGAGCGUUUGCGCAAGAGAACGACAUUGUGAUGUGCGAGUAGAAAGACAAAGAGGGGCGGAAGAAAAAGGAAGUCUUCUAAACUCGUCCGUCCAGCGAUGCGGUUCCUCUCGGGGACCCCCUGCUGAGCGAGGCUCCUCGGGUACGUAUGGCCGUCUUCUUACUGGUAUUACCGAAAUAUUACGUUGAACACUUGAAAUGAUGGACAAUUCACAUAAAACUGAAUAGAUUAACUGCCUGAAUCAUACAUCUGAAACAUGAGAUUCAAUACCGGGUGGAACUUCACACUUGUAAACGACACGGUGGUUCAAAAUGUCGACCUUACUUUGGGUUUCAUUUUGACGUCUUUACUUCAGAUUUAAUUGACUCAAGUUGUGUCAACUGGCACAUUGCCCAACGUGCCAGUUGACACAACUUGAGUCUAUUUAUAUUUAUUCUACCGCUUUCAUCUUUUCAAAGUGUCUCUGACUGUUCGAUUACGUUCAGAUGAUAUGAUGUCAUUGUCCUUUGUUCCCCUCUGUGUAAUAUGUUAUAGUCUCAUAUAUACGUGACAUAUCGGCUCUUCCCAUGAAGUCCCUUCCAGUCCUGCUCAGUUCGGCGUCAUCCGGGGGCAGAACGUGAAGAACAAGAAAUAUCUUCAUGAUUAGGAUUAUUAUUGGAAUCUCCGUGGUUACCUAACUCUCUGUGGUGCCAAUGUUCUCGGUCAAGUGUCACUUCUCGCCGCUCGUUGCCGCCUCCUCAGGAUGAGCGUUCUCCUCAGGAUGAGCGUUCUCCUCAGGAUGAGCGUUCUCCUCAGGAUGAGCGUUCUCCUCAGGAUGAGUGUUCUGCUCGAUGAGCGUUCUGCUCGGCGUUGAUCGUCGUUCUCUCACGACUGUUCUGACUCUUGCAGUUUCAGUCACUCAUAGUUUCGUCUACGUAGAAAAGAAACAGGACCGUCGACUUCUCUCGCUCUUCUCCAUCCGCCCAGUUUCAGUUCAAUAUGCUUUGUUGACAUGAAUGUCACCAGGACAGUAGAGACAACAAAUAAUAAUGAGGUUGUAUAAAGAAAGGACGGGGAACAAUUACGACAUAUUCUAAAAGUGUAAACGACCCUAUUUGCUUUUUAAGUUCCACUCCCCCACUUCACGUCAACGUGUCUCACACAUUGGUUCAUUUUCUCUUCUCCCCUCACAGAGACGUGGCGGUCAUGGCCGUGGAGAUCCGGGCGUCCCUGUACGCCCUCGCGGUUCUGUGCUCGGUGCUCGCAGAACACUCUCACCAAGACCGGCGAGGCCUCUCCUGCGUGAACGACUUCAUCAACAACGUCAGCUGCACUUGGCAGCGCUCUGCCGCCGUGGCUCCCGGGGCGGACUGCCAGAUCCUGUGUACGAAGAUAACCUGGGACAUCAGGGAUUUCAAGAAUAUGAAAAAAAACAUCACUGAAAGCUGCGAGCUGAAGCGACACCACAACGCCACGUCAGGCUGCAGCUGUGUCUUUAGAAAUGAGGAGUUCAACGCUUACACCAACCUGCCCUGCAUCCGGGUGGAGUGCAGCGGGGCGCUGAUGGAGCAGCUCUCACACUACUCACCGUUCCGUCACAUCAAAAUGCAUCCUCCAGGUGUGCCCAACGUCAGCAGCUCGGCCAAUGAGACGAGGCUCUCGUGGAGUCGGGGCGAGCCGUCCUCCGACCUCCUCUCGUCUCUUCACUUCCAGGUUCAGAUCAAACAGAAGGGCGAGUGGUGGAACCGGAGCAGCUCUCUGAUCACACUGGAGCCGAAGCUCAGCUUCCCUGCUGGGCGGCUGACGGGGGUCCGCCGGGUCCGGGUCCGGGUCAGACCCGUCGUUCCAGGGAGCCACUGGAGCGACUGGAGUCCGACGGCGUCCUUCUUGGUGACACCUUCACGGGGUCAAGAGUCGCCUCUGGGUCAGACGUCACUGGUCAUGAGGGGAGUGAUGUUCAGCCUGGGCGUUGUCAUAGUGAUGCUCGUCCUCUACAGGAGCUGUGCGAUCAAGAGGCUCCUCAAAGGGAAGCCAGUACCAAACCCGUCGACAUACUUCCACUCUCUCCACUCUGAACACGGAGGAAAUCUAAAGAAAUGGCUGAAUCCUCCGUCGGCCUCCGAGCCGUUCUUCGCGGCUCCGCCACGCGACAGCUUCUCCCCGCUGGACGUCUGUUCCACCGGCGGCGAGGACCCCUCCACCUCCUCCACCUUCCCCUCCUCCGGCUCCUCCGGCUCCACCAGCGCCCUGCUUCACCUCGGGUCCCACCCUUCGGCGGGCUUAGACACCAGCGGGGUCGUCGACAAUUCCUCCUCCCCAUCAUCCUCCUCCUCCUCCACAUCUUCCUCCUCCUCCUCUUCAUCCUGCUUCUCCAACAUGGGCUACUUCAUGUCCAGCUCCUCCGGCAGCUCGACACGGACUGACCCCAACCCCGCUUACUUCACCUAUCAGGAGGAUUUCCACAAUCUGCACGACAGCCUCUCCCUCCACCCCUUCCUCCACCCCUCCCUCCACCCUUCCCUCCACCCCUUCUCGACCUACGAGAGCUUGAAGAGGGAGCCGCAGAGCCCGGACUCCGGCUUUGGCAUCGGAAAGGACGACGAGGACAAAUGUGUUGCCAUCGUAGUAGAGGACGAGGCUUCAGACGGUGACCCGGACCCUCCUCUUCUCAUCCUCACUCUCCAUCGCUCUGCCCAGAUGUGCCCCACCUCCUCUGCUCCAACCCCUCUGAGCACUCCCACUUUGAUAUCCUCUGAUCGCCAGCAGGUGGAGGUGGCGGCGGCAGGUGGCAGCCCUGCGGCCUGGCCUCUGGCCGGCGCCAUGUGCAGGUCUUCCUCCAUGCGCGUGGAGCCCUGCAGGACCGGCUACCUGACCCUCAAAGAGCUGCAGGCCACAUUCAGCAAUAAAUCCAUAUGAAACAUCAGGAAUGUGUUAAAAAUAAUCCCUUUUUAAAUAAAUCCAUAUGAAACAUUAGGAAUGUAUUAAUAAUAAUCCCUUUUUAAAUAAAUCCAUAUGAAACAUCAGGAAUGUAUUAAUAAGAAUCCCUUUUUUAAAAAUCUAUAUGAAACAUCAGGAAUGUAUUCAUAAGAAUCCCUUUUUUUUAAAUCUAUAUGAAACAUCAGGAAUGUAUUCAUAAGAAUCCCUUUUUUUUUAAAUCCAUAUGAAACAUCAGGAAUGUAUUAAAAAUAAACUGGUUCUAGACGUACGGACUGGCAGCGCUGGUCCCUGUGUAGCCGAUCCGCAUGUAUACUGUAUACUGGUGUACGAUACCUCACUGUUGAAUGUGUACAGGAUGCUUCAUUUCUUCCAAAGCCUGAACGUUUACUAUACUUUAAAGUAAAUGCUUGUGUCUGUUAUUAUUAACUGUGUUUUAAAAAAUAUAUAAAAAUACC
This is a messenger RNA of Pseudoliparis swirei, 3382 nucleotides long. It is a transcript of the gene il2rb, whose product is annotated as interleukin 2 receptor, beta. The record is from RefSeq and is a predicted model, not a curated record. NCBI's taxonomy places the organism in Eukaryota, Metazoa, Chordata, Actinopteri, Perciformes, Liparidae. Gene Ontology annotation, cellular component: external side of plasma membrane. Bases 1197 to 2906 code for a protein of 569 amino acids. The transcript has 9 exons. Gene Ontology annotation, biological process: cytokine-mediated signaling pathway; immunoglobulin mediated immune response. Gene Ontology annotation, molecular function: protein binding; cytokine receptor activity.